Messenger RNA from Suillus subalutaceus, 570 nucleotides. RefSeq lists its product as uncharacterized. Bases 1 to 570 code for a protein of 189 amino acids. The record is from RefSeq and is a predicted model, not a curated record. NCBI's taxonomy places the organism in Eukaryota, Fungi, Basidiomycota, Agaricomycetes, Boletales, Suillaceae. The transcript has 4 exons.
AUGGCUCCUAGAUCAAAGGUCGUCCGUCCGUCCGUACCGGCCACACUCACACUCCUCUCCUCACUCACCCGCGGCCUCCCGAAUCCCACUACUACCUUCUCCUCGACUUCACUCACUCUACAUCCCGCACUUACUGAUGUUCUUCAAGAUAAAACUGUCGGCAAUACUUCUCCUGGGGCUUUGGUGUAUCAGCUUCCAGUGGAAGGAGGGAAUUGGACAGUCUCGUCGAUUGUCCAGGACUCCACGCCAAGGGACGCAGAUAAUCCGAAUAACCUGUACGCCCUAUCAGGCGAUUGGCACAUUGGCAGGACGCCAGGUGUGGUGGCUAUCCAGAAGACGCGUCAUGGGGAGAUGGGUCACCAGUUCUCGGAGAUGGACGCCAUCAUCAUUGGGGGGGUGUUCGACCCGAAUGCGUGGUCGUUUGUGGUUUUAUCUGUAUCUGCAUGCCGGGAUACUAGAGACAUCAACGAAUCCGGGGGUGGUCGAGGCUGCGGCUGCGAUGGUACUUCUCGUGCAAUAGGCUUACACGAUGAUCUGAGUCGUACGAUUGACCUCACCGACACGUUGUAG